CAUGCACGCGCAUGCAUAAGCACAUACACACACCCCAUCUCUCUUGCAUGUUGAUUUAUGGAAACAAUUAUAAUUCUAGUGGAACCUUUCUGAGCUGAGUAAGUUUGUAGCUACAGUAAAGAGACUCAUGCUACAAAAAGCAGAGAACAGAAAUGGAAUACUUGUGUAUCCAGAUGUUAUCAGCAGGAACAAAUCUUUUACUUUCAGUGGAAGCAGCAAAUUCAAGUAGUACAGAAAGUCACAACAACCAAGGUUUUUAUUACCUGCUUCUUUAAAGGAUAUCGCGACUGAAAAGAUACUUAAGGAGUUACCCUGUUUCAACAUCAGUAACUUUUAAGGAAUAAGGAUCAAAAUUCUUGAAGAGGGAGAUAUCUUAUUUAAAUCAAUCUACAACUUCCAGUAAAGACAGAAGGCAGGUCAAUGAACUAAAAGCAACAAACUACUUGAGAUUUAAUUUUCAUUAUGUUUUUCAUGAACACCCAGAACACUGCACUAUAAUGCACAAAUGGAUACUGACAUGGAUCCUGCCAAUUUUGCUCUACAGAUUAUACUUUUACAUUAUCUUUCUAAUGGGCACUAUAUCUUUAGCUUGCAAUGACAUGACUCCAGAGCAAAUGGCUACAAAUGUGAACUGUUCCAGCCCUGAGAGACAUACCAGAAGCUAUGAUUAUAUGGAAGGGGGGGAUGUGAGAGUGAGAAGACUUUUUUGUCGAACACAAUGGUAUAUGAGGAUUGAUGAAAGAGGCAGAAUUAAGGGGACACGAGAAGCAAACAACAACUACAGUAUUCUGGAAAUAAGAACGGUGGCUGUUGGAAUAGUGGCAAUCAAAGGGGUGGAAAGUGAAUACUUUCUAGCAAUGAACAAAUCUGGAAAACUCUAUGGAAAGAAAGUAUGCAAUGAAGACUGCAACUUCAUAGAACUGAUUGAAGAAAACCAUUACAAUACUUAUGCUUCAGCAAAAUGGACACACAAAGGGAACGAGAUGUUUAUUACAUUAAACCAUAAAGGUAUCCCUAUAAAAGGUAAAAAAACAAAGAAAGAACACAAAGCAUCCCACUUCCUUCCUUUGGCAAUAUCCUAAUCAUAUAUGAUCUAUUCAAAACUAGUUCCAGCAGGAAGAUUAUUUUUAAAGAGACUGAUAAGUAAUCAAGGAAGGCUGGAAAACUACUGAGAAACUGAACAAGCUGGACUUGCGCAUUUAUGUUUAUUUUUGAGAGACUGCAUUAAAGAAGAUUUGAAAAUAUACACAAUAAACAGAUUUAGUAACUAAAAGUUGUAAAAAAUUGUAAAGAGUUGUACAAUCAUUAUGUUAGUACAGUAACUGGGUAGUUUCUUAAAUUAAUUUACCCUUAAGAAUAAGUCAUGACUUGAUCAUCUGAUGAUAUUUUAUUUAAAAAAAAAAACCUAUCUGCUUAUUAAACAUGGCUGCUAUAAUAAUAAUAAAGCAGAUGAUAAUGUUAUGUAAAAUAUGUCGGACUUUAAGGCUGCUGGAAUGAUUCGUCAUGUUAUCAAGUCAAUGUUAAAUGUGGAGGUUGAGCAGUAUUUUAAAUAAUUUCCCCUGCAAAAAACUGAUAAUAUAAACCCUAAUGAUGAUAAGAAAAAAAUUAUGAUCUUGUAACUGAUCAGAAAAAAAUAUAAUCUUGUAAAUUUGUUACUGUUGCAUUCCGAUAAAAAAGAUAGUUUGAAAAAUGAGGGUUGCUCCAUUACAAAAUGCUCA
Molecule: messenger RNA, 1718 nt
Organism: Gavialis gangeticus (Gharial)
Lineage: Eukaryota; Metazoa; Chordata; Crocodylia; Gavialidae
Gene: FGF7
Product: fibroblast growth factor 7
Exons: 4
Coding region: 498-1082 (194 amino acids)
Biological process (GO): cell differentiation; positive regulation of epithelial cell proliferation; regulation of cell migration
Cellular component (GO): cytoplasm
Molecular function (GO): growth factor activity; type 2 fibroblast growth factor receptor binding
Source: RefSeq, a predicted model, not a curated record